AACAAAAGACCAACCGUUUCGCAACUCAAAGCCGUGCCUCAAUUGUGUGCCGCCGCGAAAUAUUUCCAUUUGUGAAGGACCAGGUUCCAGAAAAGCGUUCCCGGUUCCGGUUAGCAAGGGUCUGGUGCGGAAGAGACGCCGCAUCUUAGAAAUCGUGGACACCGCUCACACUUUCACUUCGCAUUAGAAGCUUCAAUUUUCACUUGUUUUGUGCCGAGCUUUAAGUAUGUUAUUGUAGACUUGAACUUUCACGCCCUCUCACCACCGCCACCUCUACCUCUGCUUCACUCAACCUCCCGCCUCCCGCCUCCAUGUCAACCCCGGAUCCCGAGCUCGGCAGUUGUCCUCCACCGUUAUCAAUUAGCGAUCACGACGAGAAAGAUCCCAAUGCACGACCAGCAUGCUUCAAGUCGACGCUCCAAGAGUGUCUGUUUGUGCUGUCAGUCACCAUGGCGGUCGCCAUGACCAGCGUUCUGACCGGCUCAAUUACCGUGAUGAGCUCUUUCGCUGCCAAAGACCUGAACAUGACUAAUGCACAAGUCACUUGGAUGAACGCCGCAUGCUCAUUAUCUGCAGGAGCAUUACUUCUGUUCUUUGGCAGCAUCGCAGACCUCUUCGGUCGCAAAUCCAUGUUCAUUGGGUCCAUGGUGCUCUUCUCCAUCGUCUGUCUGGGUACUGGCUUCGCAAAGGAUGGCAUAACCGUUGACGUCCUUUGCGGCAUCCUCGGAAUCUUCUCUGCGUCCGCUGUCCCACCGGCUCAAGGCGUACUCGGUACGAUCUACGACCGACCGAGUCGUCGCAAGAACCGAGCAUUCGGAUGCUUCAGCGCCGGGAACCCUCUCGGCUUCGUGUUUGGUACCAUCCUGUCCGGGCUGUUCACGCAGCUCUUCAACUGGAGAGCUGGGUUCUUCCUGAUUGCAAUCACGUACUUCAUCACCUCGAUUGUCGCUUAUGUGACGGUGCCUACCGACACGAUGCCGAAGCAGAAGCUCGAUGCGGAGACUCUGAGGAGGCUGGAUCUACCAGGGACUGGGAUGACCAUCGCUGGUAUUGGAAUGUUCUGCGCAGCUCUCAGUCUCGCGGGCGACGCGCCAAACGGCUGGAAGACGCCGUAUGUGCUCGUGUUGUUGCUCGUCGGCCUGCUCUUGAUCGGCGCGUUCAUUGCGUGGGAGCUCAAGUACCCGUACGCCAUCGUAGACAUGAAUGUGUUCAAAGACCGAGACUUUUCUCUGCUCCUUCUCAUCCUAUCGUUCGGCUUCCUCGGCUUCCCGGUGUUCUCGUUCUGGCUCGCGCUCUACUUCCAGGUCGAGCUGGGCUACAACGCCCUUAUGACGGGUGUGCACAUGCUGCCCAUGGUCGUAGUAGGGCUGCUCGCAAACUUCAUCGCCGCUGUGAUCCAGCACAAAGUUUCCAACAAGCGCAUCAUGGGCAUCGGCGCGUGGGCAUACGUUGGUGCUUUCGUUCUCGCUGCAGUACAACGAAAGGGCGAUUCAUACUGGGCCUUCUCCUUCCCUGCAUUGUGUUUGUGCGUCAUUGGAGCGGACUUUGAGUUCAUCGUCGCCAACAUGUACGUUCUGUCCUCCAUGCCCGCAAACAAGCAGUCGAUAGCAGGGUCGCUGCUACAGACCUUGACUCGCCUUUGCACCGCGGUCGGCUACGGCAUCGCGACCGCCAUCUUCGACACUGUCGAGAGAAACCCGCCGAAAUCCGGAUAUUACGCCAACAAUGCCGUCGCGCCGUACGCCGCCGUCUUCUGGUUCGCUCUCGGUGUCUGUUUCCUUGCCGUGCUGUUCGUUCCUUUCCUCCGCAUCACGACCCAAGGUCACACGGGCGACAGGGGUCGAGUGAAGCACGAUAUCAUCGAGCCUCCGCUCAAUAGCGCUCUAGGUCUCGAUGACGGCCAUGCUGUCGCGGCGGUGAGCGGGGAGGAGCGCGCCGGCAUCGAAUCGACACUGAAAACAUUGUGAAUCUGCACAUACCAGACGCACCAUUAGCCGGUCGUACAUACAUACCCACCUUACAUAGGCACAAAAAGUCCAAUCUCAGCGUGUACUAAAACGACCCAUUAUCGUCAUGAAAAAU
Messenger RNA from Didymella exigua CBS 183.55, 2082 nucleotides. Its product is annotated as MFS general substrate transporter. The coding region runs from base 312 to 1967 and encodes 551 amino acids. Gene Ontology annotation, cellular component: membrane. The transcript is spliced from 3 exons. NCBI's taxonomy places the organism in Eukaryota, Fungi, Ascomycota, Dothideomycetes, Pleosporales, Didymellaceae. The record is from RefSeq and is a predicted model, not a curated record. Gene Ontology annotation, biological process: transmembrane transport. Gene Ontology annotation, molecular function: transmembrane transporter activity.